AUGCCCAGCCCCGCCCUUCCUGGUGUGUUUUUUUGCUUCGCAGCUAUGGUCCUGCUGAUCUUCGUGUCGGUAUCGUCGCCUACGUGGCAAUCGGUAUCAUUUCUGCACGUUGGUUCAGGCAGCAGUACCGUUCGUUACGGUGUCUUUGGCUUCACAGGACACAGUCCUUCUGUCGGUUACCGCUUCCAGAACAACCCCCGUCUUCAAUCCAGCAUUAUCCACAGUCUCACCAGGACCUUGAUCCUUCAUCCACUCGCUGCCGGCAUCACAGGUUUCGCAUUUUUUGCUGGACUUUUUGGUCUCGCUUUCCAUCGCGUGGGAACCAUUAUCAUGGCUCUCCUCUCUGGCCUUGCGUUCCUUGUCAUCUUCGUCGCUUGGGUUAUUGACAUGAUUUUGUUCGGAAUCGCGCGUCAACGCUAUCGCAAUCAGGGCGAUCGUGCACAGUAUGGGAAUGCCAACUGGCUAACUCUCGGCGCUCUCGUCGCGCUUGUGUUUGGGUUCUGCCUCUCAGCUUUCGGCGCUUUGGGCAGCUACAAGAGAAGGACCAGGUCAACUUAUUGA
Laccaria bicolor S238N-H82 is the source of this 561-nucleotide messenger RNA. RefSeq lists its product as uncharacterized. The transcript is spliced from 4 exons. Lineage: Eukaryota; Fungi; Basidiomycota; Agaricomycetes; Agaricales; Hydnangiaceae. The record is from RefSeq and is a predicted model, not a curated record. Gene Ontology annotation, cellular component: plasma membrane; growing cell tip; cell division site. Bases 1 to 561 code for a protein of 186 amino acids.